Messenger RNA from Diaporthe citri, 1677 nucleotides. RefSeq lists its product as uncharacterized. The transcript has 5 exons. NCBI's taxonomy places the organism in Eukaryota, Fungi, Ascomycota, Sordariomycetes, Diaporthales, Diaporthaceae. The record is from RefSeq and is a predicted model, not a curated record. Bases 1 to 1677 code for a protein of 558 amino acids.
AUGAGUAUCGACAAGGACUUCCGGGAGGCAAUGUCAUACAUCCUAUCUAAAUUCUUUGUCUCCCGAGGGCAGACUCGUGAGGUCGUGCCCUUGCAUCGUAGCGCGACCGACGAUGCGCCUGCUUCGGCAAUAAGCGAAGAGUAUUUGCAGGGGCUCGACAGCAGGGUAUUUUUUAGGACCAUACUUGGUGAAGAGAGGAAGUUCACAGUAGAACGUAUUGGGCUUCCCCAGACCCUGCAUUCGGGCUACUAUACCACCACAGGCGAGAGCGGCCAGCCGCUGACCAUCGUGUAUCCCACAUGUGCGCCGAGCAACAUCGCCACUGAUCCGUUGUUUGAACGCGAGAUCCAAAUUAUUCGAUCUUUUGUUGCUCGAUGGGAAAGGGGAGAAAAGUCAUGCUUCGGACAGGACCCUUUCUCAGAUAUCCCAUCUAUCCAAAUGAUUAUUUGCAUCGGUCGAUGGCACCGUACCAUGACCCAUUCUAUCAACCCGUUCAGAGCAGUUAUGUCAUUGAACAUCACCAACGAGGCAUUGUGGAAACGGGGCCUGUUUUACAGGUCAAUCCACAUCGGUACCAAAGACGAUGAGAUCACGAGCGAGUAUGACUGGUGGUCCUAUGGUCGGACUGAGGCUGAUGGCAGUAGAUGGGUUGAAGUCAAUCUUGAACCGGUACACACGCCAACCUCACGUGUUCACUUGGCGUUCGCACGGGGCCUGAUACGUGCGACCUUUCGGAAUGUCACACAACCUGUACGGCGUCUUCUAGCCGCAGACGUGAAAACUGGAAACAAGAAAGCGCAGGGGCGCUACAUGCGGUACUGCGCGGACGGCGUCCGGCAGGCCAUCCAAAAGUACGGAAUGGACAGUGAGCAGCAUCGUCUGCUGGAAGUCAAGCCCGACGUGUUGGAAACGACAGAAGGCCGCAAAGUGCUUGUUGCAAAGGAUUGGGCCCCGUCGUGGGAGACCAUGAUGCGUCUGGACCAAGAACAGCAAAAGGUCGGCCCUCUGCCACCCCGGGGCCUUCCCCCGACGCUCCGUCGACGACGACUCCUGCGUCUGGACCAACACCAGCAAAAGGUCGGCCCUCUGCAGCCCCUGGGCCUUCCCUCGACGCUCCGUCGACAACGGCCCCUGCGUCGUCGUUCUCCUCCCACCUUGGCCCUCGUUGUUCGUCAGCCAUGGACGUCAAGUUUUCGGAUGAAGAAAAUCCUCCCUCCCGAUAUCACCCCAGGGAAAGGGGCUGUCGGGUCCGGGCCAAAGAACCGUCCCGAAUCUCCUGAGAGUCGUCGACCGGGGGCCCAAAAGUACGGCAUGAGAAGCAUAUUCUCGCCCCACAGCCCUCACCGAGAGGCGGUUAAAAAUCCCAUGAUGGAGCGCCAUGCCAAACGCCGCCAACCCAAGACAUCUCGACCGUGGCCCUCAAAGAAAGAGAUGAAGAACAUCCUUUCCAAUGACAUUGACCCUGAAGAAGCCGAUAUCAGCUCCAGCACAAAAGGCCGUAUGAAAAGGCUAAGGCUUACUCCCAGGGCUACUCGCCAGAGGGGUCCUUUCGCCCCCGGUAUGACUCCUGAAACAAAAGCUGCCAGCUCCGAAGCGGAAGAACGUGGGGCACGCCCGGUCUCACGGGCACAUCGGAACCAGAAGAAGUAUGCCCCAUCAAGGUCCAUUUGGUGGUGA